Hordeum vulgare subsp. vulgare (domesticated barley) is the source of this 1118-nucleotide messenger RNA. Its product is annotated as thioredoxin H5-like. The record is from RefSeq and is a predicted model, not a curated record. NCBI's taxonomy places the organism in Eukaryota, Viridiplantae, Streptophyta, Magnoliopsida, Poales, Poaceae. Bases 429 to 860 code for a protein of 143 amino acids. The transcript has 5 exons.
ACACCAAACUAAUUCUGGACGUGGGAGGGGAGGGGAGGGGAGGGGGUCGGUCGCCUUUUCUGUCUCGCCCUCUCGCUCUCGCGCGCGCGUACGUCUUGUCUUCCCCGCCUGAACGAACCCCCGUUCCCAGCCGCUCCCUCCCUCGGCCUAUUUGCAGAUCCCCUGUGAACACACCCUCCGGUUUCGACGGUUUGAGCCGCUGCUAUUAACGGCAAGGGCCGCCCCGCCCCGGCGCCACCCGCUUCUCUCCGAGCCCCCGCCGCCCGCCGGGGUGGGCUUGCCGUGUGGACGACGGCCGGCAUCCAACGCGGCGGAAAUCUCAAUCUUCUGUUGGAUCCGUCCCGUCAUCAGGAGGGGGGAACAGGCUUCUCGGUCCUCCUGCACAGAGCCCAGGAGUCCGGACAUCCUUACGGAUUUUGCUCGAACCAAUGGGAUGCUGUGGCAGUAAUCCUGUAGAUGACGAGGAACACCUAGACUACAGCUCUGGGAAUGUGACUCUUGUAACUGAUCUAAAGAGCUGGGAAAAGAAAUUGGAAGAUGCAACUGAAGCCGAUAAAACACUUGUUGUGAAAUUCAGCGCAGUAUGGUGUGGCCCGUGUAGGGUCGCUGCUCCUGCAUACGCCGAACUUUCUUUGAAGCAUGCCGAUCUUGUUUUCGUGUCUGUGGACGUAGACGAACUGCCGGAACUGGUCACGCAAUUCGACAUACGAGCCACACCGACAUUCAUUUUCUUGAGAGAUAAGAAGGAGAUCGACAAGCUGGUGGGGGGAAACCAGGCCGAUCUGCAGCAGAAGUUCGAACCAUAUUGCCGGCCAGGCGAUGAAGUCAUGUGUAAACAGUCUUUCGAGGACAAAACCUGAUGUUCCUGCCUGCCAGUCAAUAGAGCUUCAGGAUGAGCACGGCCUCCAUUGGGUGGGAACAUCAGCGGCAUACGUAGGUUCGAGAAACUGACCAGCAGAAGUAGGAUUUCUUGGUAGUGUCCACAUUCGAUCAGCAGUAAAUUAAGUUUAGCCCAGCACCUGUAACUCUGCACCACACGCACUGUCCAUAUGAAUGAACUCGCAGAAAACAAUGUACUGAUUGAUUGACACCAGCCAGAUGCCUUGAGAUCUCAUGAA